This is a messenger RNA of Phycodurus eques (leafy seadragon), 5600 nucleotides long. RefSeq names its product A-kinase anchor protein 7-like. The record is from RefSeq and is a predicted model, not a curated record. The transcript is spliced from 9 exons. The coding region runs from base 366 to 1610 and encodes 414 amino acids. Gene Ontology annotation, molecular function: protein kinase A regulatory subunit binding. NCBI's taxonomy places the organism in Eukaryota, Metazoa, Chordata, Actinopteri, Syngnathiformes, Syngnathidae. Gene Ontology annotation, cellular component: cytosol.
UUUACAAAUGCUGACUUCCGAACAGCGCGGAGACGCUAGCAAAACGGCGUUUUUUGAACGGUUUCUGUCUCCUUACUUUCCCUAUAUAUCUCCCGAGAGCCGACGACAAGUUGUUACGUUUGUCGUUUUCGCGUUUGGUUCCGUUUAGGCGGAGCUGCGGCCAUGUUGGCACGUCACGAGCUGAGCCAACAUGGCGGAUGGAUUCAUUUAGACAGGUGUGCGAUCCCUUCGUGAACUUGGAAGUAUGUGACGUCACGCAGCUUUGUCUUCCGCAAAUGCGUAUUUGUCUAAAAAGUCCUUUUAAACCCAAUGUUAGUCGGCUGUAAAACGCGAGCUGACUUGGAGGCAUUGUGCGCGUGCGCGUCAUGCACCUGAGUCGUCUCCUGGUCGGCCUCGCGUCGUGUUGUUCGAGAGCGCCUUCGGACUGCAAAAGUUUGCUUCUCGGUGCACCAACGAGAAUAAAAGCGCCUCGGCUUUUUUCCCAGGCCUCAGGUCUGGGUCAGGUCCCCAUGAGCAAGAUGGAGCCUGACAAGGAGACCUUAGCUGGGGAUUCCCACAAAGAUGGUUUUCAUAAUGGAGAAAAAGAGGAAUCUGCUUCGGAAGGUGUGGUUGGUCUUGAGAGGGGUUCGGAACCGGAGAGCCCGAAGGGGAAUCGAGGCCAGGAGAACGUGGAGACGGGAGCCUCCAACAAAUCAGUCGCCAAGCAAGAGUCGGGCAAGAGAAACAGGAAGAGGGGACGACGAGUGGACAGUGAGCAAGAUGCGGAGAAGACAAAGAAAAAGAAGCAGACCCAACGACCCAACUACUUUGUCUCGAUCCCUAUCACCAACACACGGAUCCGGUCAGCGGUGACUGAGGUCCAAGAGGCGCUGCUGGAGCGCGAACCUCGCUUGGCCAGAGCCAUGAUCCCGGUCCCGACGCUCCACAUCACACUUCUCGUCACCCAUCUGGCCCGCCAGGAGCAAGUGGAGCUGGCGGCGGCGGCGUUGGCCCAGGCGGAGCCGUCAUUGGCCGAGCUGCUGGGAGGGGCGGAGCUGGCGCUGCCCUUCUCGGGCGUCGCUCACUUCAGAAACGACGUGGUGUUUGUCGCCCUCGCGCCCGGACCGCACAGAAAUGCGCUGCACAGCCUGGCAGAGUUGCUGUGCGGUCGUUUGGAGGAGCGAGGUCUUCUGGAGGGCGACGCUCGCGGCUUUGAACCGCACCUCACCAUUAUGAAGCUGUCCAGAGCGCCAAAGCUCAGAUCGCAGGGUAUAAAACGCGUGGACCCUUCGCUCUACUCCAACUACACCAGCAGGUUUUUCGGCGAGCAGACGGUGGAGCGUCUGGAUCUUUGCUCCAUGCUGAAAAAGAAGCAGCAGGACGGCUACUACCACACUGAGACGUCGCUGCAACUCGGCGGUCGUCGUCGGUCUGAGCCUGACGAGGCGGAGCUUCUGAGAAUCAGCAGGCGAUUGGUGGAAGAUGCCCUCAGUCGUGCCGUGCAGCAAUACAAACAGGAAACGCUCCAGAACGGGGGCGGGCCCGACGCGGGGCGGCCGCCCGGAAACGCGGACGGGGACGCGGCCACGAAGACGACGGACGCUAAUGCCGCCGCGGACUCCGGGAAGUGACGUGAUCGGACCCGGAGCUAACCGGAAGCGCUAAUCGCCAAAAUGUCCGGUCCGCUUCGUCGUCACGCGGCUAACCUCGAAGGCGAGCCCGGCGUCAAUCGGCUAAUCUCGAAGGCUUGUCGCUCACGUUAGCUAGGAUGGCCGCCCACUUCACCAAGAUGGACUCUGGUAGCUCGAUAGUCACAGUGAGCCCAAAGUGUCUCGCUGAUCUACAACACAGGGUUCCCGGCACCUUGCGUCGGCUAAUUGCUAAAAUGGCCAUUUGCGAAUAUUUGGAGCAGGAUUGUUCACGCUGACUCGUUAAGACUGACCGUGAGACUUGAUCGGAUUCUGAAGCACAUCGUGUCGUUUUGUAUUCGUGACGUUCUAAUUUGGACGUCUCGAGGUGUGCUCGCGUUAAACGUGUUCCACUGGUGUCCUGCGGGGACAGCAGUGAGACAAUCACCCAAAUCAAUCCACUCUAAAAACAAAAUUUCACACAACACUAAUCAUGUUAGCAUAGACAUUUAACAAAUGCAGCACAACCCUAGUAUCCAUUGUUUUAAUGUUUUUAUUACGCUGUUUUUUUGUUGUUGUUUUUUUAGUACACGGCGAUACACAGGGAACCCCCAUUUAUACGUUCCACCCAGCCCCAAAAUCGGCGAUAUAUAAAGAUCACCUAAAAACAGAUUUUUAUUUAUUUUUUUUUUGAUUUUUUUUUUUACCCCUCCCACAUACUUUAAACACAUUUUUUAUUUAUUCACACUUUUAAAAGGUAACAACCUAUUUAAAAAAAACAAUAGUUUAAAAAUCUGCGCAAACAAUACACUGAUAUCGCAGGUUCACGUUAUUCUUGUUAAUAAUCAUGAUUUCACACGAUACGCCGUCACUUUAUUCCUUCUCCCGUUUGCGUGAUGAACCCCUCGAGGUUUACGACUGUUGUAAGUUGUUGUUGACAGAAAGCAUGUUGCCCUCUGGUGGCCUGGAGACAAACCGGUGGCCGCGCAAGCAUGGACGUCAAACGAUCGAACGUGCCAGAGGAUUUUGCAAAACCUGACUGGAUGUGAGGAUAGGUGAACGUUAUUUAUGAUGGAGCUAUGCUAAUCACACGUCCACAAUUUUUGAUUUGUGAGAUUAAUGAAUAGAAAGCAUUAAGUCGAAAUAUUGCCGUAUAAAAACUAAUGUGAGAAAAUAAGUUGUAAUGGAAAGAAAAUUAUUUUUCUUUAACUGAAAAAGUAAUUUUUCUGUGGGAAAAAUAUCAUUGUGGAGCAUUGUGGCUUCAUUCUUGUUAAAAAAAAAAAAAAAAAAAAAAAAAGUUUUAAAGAAAAAGCUUUUUUCUCGUGAAAUUUUGCGUGAUAUUUCGACUUUUUUUUUUUUUACGAUUUCAAUGAGAAAAAAAGUAAUAUGACAGUUUUUGGAAUAUGACAAGAACAUACUUCUUUUUUCUCGUAUUAAGACUUCCUCAUAAAACAAUAAUUUUUCUGUUGCUAUUGCGACAAAUGUCCCCCCCAAAAGUUGUAAUAGUGCGAGAAACUGUAAAAGAACUACGAGAAUCAAGUUGUAAUAUUAAAGAGACUGAAGAGAAAGAGCUAUUGUAACAAAAUGCUGACAUUUAGUUUUUUUCUCUGACAGCAAAACCUAUUUCUACAAAAAGAGCUUCCUUUUCAAUUGCUUCCAGGAAGAAUUCUUCAUUUUCACCCCCCCCCCCCCCCCCCCCCCCCCCCCCCCCCCCCCCGCCCUCCAAACGCUUCUAAUUGACUCUGAGCGAUCGUUUGGUGAGCAGCUUUUAACUCCAGAUCAUGACUGAGGAUUGUUCUGUGUGGUUUAGAAGCACACCGAUGCUGUUUACUGUUGGAAGUGGCCUUCUGUCCCCAUUUUUAAUUUAUUUUUUUUUCCCAUUUCCUACAAGCGCUUACUUACCGUGACGCUAGCGUCAAGGCUGGACUAGUGUUGGACGUGACACAAGUACUCUGUUCCAGCCACGUUUUCUUUUUUGUUUUUGUCCCACGUGUGUGAAACGUGCUCUCAUCCCUCUUCCGAUGCUGUCGUGAUUAAAAAGAACACCUUUUCAUUUAAUGUCUUCUUUUUGUUGUCACCAGAUCCUUAAAGCGCCAUCAAAUCCCCUUUAAUACGCACUUUGUCCUCGUGGCCCACAUUGUUAAAUCUUCGUACAAGCCUGUGUGUGAUACGAUUAUUUGAUCAGUGCUUCUCCAGGGACCUUGUCUCCUUCCAUUAUCACAGCAAGGAACUGUGUGUGUGUUUGCAUUGGUGUGUUUUGUUCCGUCCCACGUGAACAAUAAAACAGGAUAUGAAAUUUCCAACCAAUAUCUGGUUGUCUAUGUGUUGACUUCAAAUGUGUUUGUGAACUGUAAACGGUCAAUUAUUUUAGAGAAAAGAGGGUAGUAUAUAGUGCGCGGAUGGGAAAACACAAAACUGUAUUACAUUAGUCGGAUCUUAUACAACGUAUUUUAUUUGGAGGGGAGGAGUGUUGCUUAAAAAAUCUAAUAUUUGAAAAAGGCUCUGAAGAAAAAAAUAAAAAUAAAUAAGAACCAAAUAUUACUUGAAAAAUAUUAAUCAGAAAUCAGAAACCCUAACGCUAAUUUGAAACCCUACUUUAAAACCAAUACCCUAUUUUGAAACUCUAAAUCGGUUUUACAAACCUAAUUAGAAACCCUACUUUGAAACCCUAACCCUGUUUUGAAAUCCUGCUUUAAAACCCUAACCCCAUUUUGAAACCCUAAUUUCAAACCCUAAGCCGGUUUUGAAACCCUAACCCCGUUUUAAAACCCUAAUUUCAAACCCUAACCCGGUUUUGAAACCCGACUUUAAAACCCUAUCCCGGUUUUGAAACCCUACUUUGAAAUCCGAACCCCAAUUUGAAACCCUAAUGCUAAUUUGAAACCCUACUUUGAACCCCAACUUUGAAACUCUAAAUUGGGUUUAAAAACCUAAUUAGAAACCCUACUUUGAAACCCUAACCCCGUUUUGAAAACCUACUUUAAAACCCUAACCCUGUUUUGAAACGCUAACUUCAAACCCUAACCCCGUUUUGAAACCCUCAUUUCAAACCCUAACCCUGUUUUGAAAUCCUACUUUAAAAUCCUAACCCUACUUCGAAACCCUAACCCUCUUUUGAAACUCUAACCCUGAGCCUAAUUUCAAGCACUAACCCAGUUUUGAAACGCUGAUUAGAAACCCUAACCCUGUUUUGAAACCCUAGUUUGAAACCGUGUAUAUUAUUCCUAUGUGCCGAUUGAUUUCAAUUUUGCAGCGUUAACUCUUCGUGCCGUUGGUGUUUCUUCAUUUGUGUGUUGGAAUCCCCAAAGAAUCUAAAUGAUGAAAUCACUCAUUAGCGUUUUAAAUUUGCUCAUUUCUGUCCUUUUCUGAGCCAAACAGAAUCGAGUAUUCACCAAGACCAUUGUAAAUACUGUGCGCUCUCACACAAACAUCCACGCUGCGCUUCCAAGUGCCUUCAAAAAAACGGAUCAUCUAUAUAUUUUUUAGAUAUUCCCAAUGUUUUCUUUUAGAAAAUAGAGCUGUCGUAAAUCUUGGAAAAAUUAAUAUUUUUCCAUACUUCCAUCCUGGAAAUGUAUGAAGUCAAAUUCCAUCCUUUUCCAUACUUGCGUAGGAACCCCAUCGAGCUUCUAUCCUUCUUCGUCUACCAUCCUCAGUCCAUUUUUAUGCUUCAUCUACCUCCACCAUCUCUCCUUUCAUCCCUUUCUCAUGUCCUUCCUCAUCCACCUUCUUUUUUCAUCCUUUUCUCCUUCUUCGUUUUUUGUGUCUGAGAAAUGAGAUCACGUCGGUGUCAUCUCUCGCACACACACAAAACAUGCCGUUUCCUCAUCUGUCGUUGUCAUGGCGACGGGGUGCACUCGGGGUGAAGCCAGCGUGUCCGCGCGCGCGUUUGUGUGUCCACAACUCGGUGGCCAUUUGGACGUGGCCGAUUGUGAGCACUCGACUUGUUAUUUCACAGUGCGCGCGGGUUUUAUAUGAACUUGUUUAACUAUCACA